AUGUCCACUACAACCACCACCACCACAAUAACAAGCUCGCUCUCCGUCCUCGCGGACUACGAAGUCCACCACAGCGGUACCCAGCAAAGCACUCAACAAACUCCACCGGCUGCUCUGUCUCAGCCAGUCGACUGGCCGUCGGACCAUCGUCGCGUUCCUGAAUACCGACCUGCACAGCCGAAUUUGAGUUAUGUCGACCGUCCUGCAGGGAAUGGACAUCCGGCGGAGUAUGCUUUCAUUCAGAUUAUGUUGCAUGGUUGUUGGUUGAAUGCAUCUGUCUCUCGCCUUUGGCGCUUUACGGGGGGUCGAAUCAAUGAUAAGAUAUUCCACUAUGAAGUGGGUGGGGAGUGGUAA
Molecule: messenger RNA, 354 nt
Organism: Penicillium argentinense
Lineage: Eukaryota; Fungi; Ascomycota; Eurotiomycetes; Eurotiales; Aspergillaceae
Exons: 2
Coding region: 1-354 (117 amino acids)
Source: RefSeq, a predicted model, not a curated record